Molecule: messenger RNA, 4141 nt
Organism: Salvelinus sp. IW2-2015
Lineage: Eukaryota; Metazoa; Chordata; Actinopteri; Salmoniformes; Salmonidae
Product: leucine-rich repeat-containing protein 3B-like
Molecular function (GO): protein binding
Source: RefSeq, a predicted model, not a curated record
GUGGGAAAGACAAAUAAAAAAAUUAUUAAAAAAGGCAAUCAAGUUUGAUGACAUUUUUCAAGUCCAAAAUCCUGAGAAAGAUGGUGAAUCGAACCCAGAACGAGCCAGAGAAUUGUCAGUGCUGGAGGAGAGGAGUGAGGGGCAAACUGUUCCUAAUGGGGAUGCCUGAGCUAGCAGCGCUGCUAAUCCCGCUAGUUCAGCAUCACCGCCGGCACCUCCACUAGCUAGUAGGCCUACUAGCGAGUCAGACUCGGGCGGGAGAGGGAGACGGGGAGCUGGGGGGGACAGUGCCUCAUCCACCGACGAAGUGCUUGAAGCAGGUGCAAUUUGCAGUUCAAGAACAACAAACGUAUAACCAAGGGCUUGUCAUGCAGAAUUCAAAGCUGGGCUGUACAACAUGCAAAAAGGUGUGAUUACAGCAUGAGUCCAACUGGUGACAGGCCCUACUAGGCCUGAACAGACGGAGUGUGUUGGUGGAGGCUCAUCAGUCUCCAGUAUGGAGUUUUUGGUAUGAGCCGUGGCCGGUCCGUUGCUUCUUGGGUCGGUCCAGUGGUGUGGUGUCCCUGUCUCUUGGCGGGAUGCUGAGGGCUGGUGGUCCCCACCAGUAUGACUCCCCUGGACAUGUGGCUAUCCCGCUCCAUCCCCAUGUGCCUGCUCCUCCAGAGCCUGGUCCUCAUGGCCCUGUGCUUCCCCUCCGCCUCCAUGUGUCCCAAGGGAUGCGUCUGCCAGCGGGCCCGACCCGACCCUGGCCUCCACCUCGGCCCUGGGCCCCUGGGGCUCCUCCUUGGCCUCAACGUCACCUGCACCGGGUCCCGGCUCAAAGAGAUCCCCCCGGACCUGCCUCCAGACACCGCCGUGCUCCGCCUCGACCACAACCAGAUCAUGGCCGUCCCCGACCACGCCUUCCGGGGCCUGAGGCUGCUGCGGGAGCUCAAUCUGUCCCACAAUGCUGUGGAGACGCUGGGGGAGGGCGCCUUCAGUGGCGUGGAGGCCACACUGCAGGUCCUCGACCUCUCACACAACCGCAUCACUAGUGUGCACAAGGAUGCGUUCGCCCGGCUCAAAGCACGGGUCCUGGUGGACGACAACCCCUGGCACUGUGACUGCACCCUGCAGCAGGCACUGGGCGGCAUGGCCCACAACCACGAGGCGGCUGCACGUGUCCUCUGCCGGAGCUCCGAACUCCAGGAGCAGGAGGGACGCCAUUUCCUGGCGGUGGACACAGACCUGUGUAACCUGGCCAAGAGGACCACGGACUACGCCAUGCUGGUGACAAUGUUCGGCUGGUUUGCCAUGGUCAUCUCCUACGUGGUGUAUUACGUACGGCAGAACCAGGAGGAUGCCCGGCGACACCUGGAGUACCUCAAGUCGCUCCCCAGCAAGCCUGUGAAGCCCAACGAGGUGGAGGACAUCAGUACUGUGGUGUAACAUGAUAUCAUCACUACUGGAUACUAUAGGACAUCAGUAGUCCGGUGUGACAUCGCUAUAGUGAGAACUGACUGUAUACCAUAGAAUUAGAUUGUCUAAUUAGUUCUAGAAUUAGAAUGACUAAUUGAUUCUAAUUCUAUGCAUGAACAGCAGAAGUUCCGACCUAAACACGGAGAUAGGACCCAUAUUUCUAGUUUUUACAACUGGUUCCAAAUUUCAAGAUGGAUGUAAUGUCUUCUGUUGUGAAAAUGUUUUUAUUUUGUCCUACCUGUGAUGUACUUAAAAUAAAUCAUGAUAGAUUAAACCUGGAUCCUUGUAAUUGAAGCUUCACACUCAAUAUGUGUAAAUUACAAAGGUAAACAUUGAGAAACCCCAAUUUUUAAAAGAGGAGAGGAGAAAGAGGAGAAAUGCAAACGUUAGCGUUUGUCUGUAGGCAUCAAUCUAAAGUCAAGCAUUUUGGAAUGCACAGUGUAGAUGUCAGAAUAUAGACAACGGUAGUUAGUUCAGAUCAGAGUAACAGAAGGGGGAAGACUAUGGGUGUAACACAGAUGGCUUCAUUGAGAUCUGUUCUGAGAUCUGUUCUGAGAUCGUUUAAAAAAAUCUGAAUCUCAGGUUAAAAUUUUGAUAGGUUGAUAAGUCUUUUUUAGAGCAAAAUCUGUAGAAAUGGUUUGUUGGACUAAACUUUUGUAAGGUAAUCUGAAGAGUGUUCUGUGUUUGUGCAUCCAACUGCAUACUUUGUUUCAUUUUAUUUGAAAAAUAACAGGCCCCAAACAUCAAUCAUGAAAAUGACCUUUCAUUUUCAUAUGUGAAAUAAUGGAAUCAAUGAUUUGUUAAAAUGACCACGACAUCACACUGUUGAAAGACUACUGAUGUGCUGUAAAAAUACUACAAAUUUCUUCAUUCAUUUUGUCAAGUCCCUGUACUGUAUGUUGUUGUUGUCUUGAAAUGACAAAGUUGAUACAUUGCAUCUUAGUAGAUUUGUGAUGGUCAGAUAACGUAGCACAAUGUUUUUUGGGGUAGAUAUCAAAUGACCCACAAAAGACUCGGUAGAUUCAAGUGAUUCGUAUGUGUGUCAUGUGAUUUACCAGUACACUAGUAGUGUCCAAGUUCUCAUGUCCUGAGUCCGAACAAGCUUUUCGUGUUACGUGUUAACACAACAACACCCAACAACAAUACUGUGCAUUUGGUUUUUCUAUAUAAAAAAAACAUUUGCUAUGAUUUUUUAUGACUCAGUCUAUGCUUCCUGAAAUAGAAUACAUAUUCAUAUUCAGAGGAAUGUAUCUCACACAAAGCUUCCUCUCUCAGCCAAAAUGUACAUGUAGGUUGUGUCCCAAAUGCCAACCUAUUCCUUACAUAGUGCAUAAAGCCCUAUGGACCCUGGUGGAAGUAAUGCACUAUGUAGGGAAUAGGGUACAGUUUGCGACGCACUCUCAGCGUCACAAACCUGGCGAUGGGAAGACUGUAAUAAUUUCAACACAAACAUCCCCUUUCUGUUCAACCUCAUGCUGCGUUCAGAAUGCAGAUAGAUGCAUGCAUCAUUUACCUUGCCUUUAAAAACACUGUGUACAGUUAUACCCCCAGCAAAGUGAGAAGAGCAAAUUGCAGCUGUCAUUCAUUUAAAUGGAUUUCACUUCCAUCACAGUGACAAGGGUUCACUAAAAUAUCCCAUGGAGAGAGAGGGGAGGGCUGGUCAGAGAGGGAGAGAGAGGGAGAGAAAGCGAGAGAUAAAGAGAGAGGAGAGAUAAGUGAGGGAAGGAGCAAUAUGUGCAGGAAAGUGAGAGAAUGAGAAAAGUUUCUUUCCAUAUUCAAUGCGGAUAAUAAAAAAUAAUAUAUUUUGAAAAGGAAUGUUUACAAAGUUACGUUUUUUUCCCCAGAGCUGCAAGGUGGUCAGUUCAUUUGGGAGGAUUUGAUGAUACGAUGAGCACAGGUAGUUACAACAUUUAGUUACAAGAGGCUGUUACAACAGGUAGUUACAACAGGUUGUUUAAACAGGUAGUUACAACAGUAAGUAGGCCUAGUCACAUCAAACUAAAUGCAAAUAGGUACAUUGUUGUUGUGUGUGAGAAGGAACUUGAAAUCCCUUUAAAUCGUUGUAUUUGAAUGUUGUGCUACUGUACAGCCUUUUGCACUAUCUUGUCCUGUAGAGCAGAGGCCAUGAGUUCAUGUCUCAUGGAUUUGUAAUGGGUUUAGGAGAGGAGACUUUUUCUUUCAAUACAUGUACCGUACUGCAAAUGAAGAAAGCACAGUGUAGCCAAGCCAAGGACUCUGGAAGAAUGUUUAAGUGCCUGAAAUACUUAUCUCACAUUUUCUGUUUCUCAUUUUAACCAAAUUAUUUCACAUUCAGAGUCGGUUUCUGGACAUGAAAGAAGAAAGCAUAGCGUUUCACAGACAAAGGUAUAUGUGUUUUGGAAUCCUUUCAUGUCCAGGAUAGUGUAUAUAGAACCAACACAAAGGAGAAAUUAACUCUUUACUGUUUGCUUUGAAAGAGCUGAUAGAAGUGAAAUUGACUUUGAUAUCCUAGUUUUUCACUGUCUCACUAAAACGAAGACGGGAAAGUAACAUAAAACAGAGAGAAUGUGGUUGUUGUCUUUCUUCUCUGCCUGUCAAUUUUCUUUUCUUUUUAUUAGGGAAAAAAGCUGAAGCUUUGUGAUAAAACUCAAGACCUAGCACUGAUAAAACCAUCCAUACAUUGUAAAGGCAUGUCAUAAAUCGA